Messenger RNA from Paramecium octaurelia, 1847 nucleotides. The record is from the annotation of a GenBank genome assembly. NCBI's taxonomy places the organism in Eukaryota, Ciliophora, Oligohymenophorea, Peniculida, Parameciidae.
AUGUAAUUUUUUGCCUCUCAAAAUAAAUGCCUUUCUUAAUCACUUCUUCUAUAAUAAUGUUUGAAUUUUCUUUUGCCUAAAUAUCACAAUUUUUUUUUGCCUUUGAACAGUCUUCAUGAUAUUAAAAUUGGGGCACUGGCAUUGAGCAUCAAAACUCAACUUACUAAUCUCUCAAUUCUGAUUCAACUUUAUAGCAUCUUUAAAUAGAAUAAAUAAAUUCUGAAAACCCACUCUAUGAAAUUACAACCUUUAUUGAGAUAUAUGUGUUAAAGUUAUGCAAUUUAGAGAAAACAAUUGAAACUUAAAAUUGGAAUUGAAUUUCACAAAGGAUAUUAAAACUAAAUAUGCUUUAAGAGUUACAAUUUUUAAGAGCUGGAGAUUAUCUAGAAUAUUAGGAAAAGCAAGAAACUAAAUUUCUACACAACCAUUUCAAAAUAAUUUAAGUAGAUUAAUGAGAUUAAUUGAUUUGUGUAUAAAUAAUUGGUAUAUAAUUAAUUGUUUAUGAGUAAUAAAUAAAUAAAAAGUAAUAGAGAAAUGAAUAAAAAUGUAGGAACAAGAAACGAUGUUUAUCAAAAACAGAUUAUCGAAUGCUUUGAAGAUGUAUAAAAUCAGAUUGAAGUAAUAUAUGUGAUUAAUCAAUUUACUAGUGUUCAUUCAACAAAAUGGACUGUUAUUUAGAUUCACUUCUUAAUGAUACUUCUGAUUCAUUGAAUCUAAAUACCUUUUAAAAACAACAUUGUAUACCUAUAUUGAACACUCCUUUAAUUAAAUUUGAGAAUUCAAACUUUGCUUAAUCAUUAAGUUAAGACAUAUAAUCAUUAAUCAAACUUAAUAUUAACAAUUAACUAGAAAUCAAAGACCAAUAAUUAAAUUAAACUAAUCAAUUAAAUCUCAAACCAUUCACUUAUCAAUUAAUCCCACAAUAUAAAAUUUCAUAAACUGAAUAGUGUUAUACAAUAGCUAUUAAUGAAGAUUGUUCAAUAUUAUUAGUUGGAUGUAAUUAACAAAUAAAAGUAUUUGAAUUCAAGUAAGGAAUCACUAAACAAACUUAAAUUUUGAGUGACCAUAAGAAUCGUGUAUGGACUUUAAAUUUCAUGAAGAAAUCAAAUUAGUUUAUAUCUGGGAGUGAUAGUUCUAUGAUUAUAUGGUAAUUAAAUUAGAAUAAUUAUUGGAUUCCCUUACACAAAUUAAAUGGACAUACUGGUUCUAUAUAUUGUCUAAUAUUAAAUAACAAUGAAGAUUUAAUUGUAUCAGGAAGUUAUGAUUAUACAAUUAAAUUUUGGAUGAAAACGAAUGAAUGGUCGUGUUACUAAACAAUCAAAGAUCAUUCUAGUUAAGUAUUAGGUUUAAGUUUAAAUUUAUAAUAAAAUAGAGUUGUAUCUUGUAGUUGGGAUAAAUUAAUAUUAAUAAUGGAACAAUAAGGACAGAAUAAAGAAUGGAUUGUAAUAUAAAAGAUUACACUUGAAUAAUGGGCAUUGCGAGUAUGCUUUAUUGAUAAUAAUAUGUUCACAUUAUCAGAACAUGGCAAAGAAUAGAUAUCUAUUUUUGAGAUGAACAGGACAAAUCAAUAGUUUACAAAGACUACAGAUAUUCAAGUAAAAUGUGAAUAAGAUAGGAAUAGUUUAUUUCCUUAAUAAUAUAUAAAUUCAAAAUGCAUUCUUGUGAGUAAGAAUGGCGAAUAUGUCAAUUUGAUAAGGAAAACAUUAAAUGGACAGUUUGUAACUCAAUAAUCUAUUCAUUUUAAUACAAAUUCAUUAUAAGGAGUAAUGAGUGAUAAUGGAGAGUAUUUGAUCACAUGGGAUAAUCAAUCAAAUUAAAUACAAAUCAGAACAUAUUAAUAAUUAUGA